UCAACUUUCAAGAUGCGUCUCAAGGCCGCGAGAAGAGUCAAAAGGAGGAAGGAAAGAAACCAAACCCGUUGACGGAGAAGAGCUCAGUAAAAGAAAGCGACACAUACACAAAUCUUUCACAAAGGAGACCCCUUUGAUUGUUUGGUUUAGACCCGAAACUCAUCAUCUUCUUCAAUUCAUCCUCUUCCUCCUCUCACUAGGUCCAAGUCUUUAUAGUCCUCAGUUUUGAUUUCAUCAUUCGCAGACAUCGAUCUUACCCCGUUCUUAGCUUUUGACUUCUUAAAUUUCUAGUUUCGUGUCCUUUCUUUUCUUCUUAUAUGCUUAUAGUUCAUUCUUGAUUUAUCCUUUUCAUAAUUUCUUUCGUGGUUUGCUUCAUUCUUUAGAAUCACUGCAAAGCAAGGAUACCCAUUUGGGUUUUGCUGCAUUUUUCACAAUCUCUUUGUAAUUCUCUCAUCUGGGUUUUCUUCAUUUGCUCUUUCUAUAUAUACAUUCAAGAAGAUAUCUUUAAAGGGGUUUCUUGGAUAUAUCCUUUCUGAGAAUCAGCUAUGGGGGAUUUGGGCGACUCAGCGACAGUGCAAAUAACAGGCAAGAUCAUGGUGCUUGCCGUAAUGAUUUUAUUUAUGGUGGUGGUUUUUGUUCUCUUGCUUCAUCUCUAUGCAAAAUGGUUUUGGUGGCGCGUUGAAGAGCCUAAUCCUCCGGCACGUUCUCGUCGGAACCGCCGCCGUUUCAUUUUUACCCCUGGUCAGGACCCAGUGCGGAGAGGGCUUGACCUCUCAGUCCUCAGAUCCCUACCAGUUGUAAUUUUCCAAUCCAAAGACUUCAAAGAUGGGUUGGAAUGCGCAGUUUGCUUAUCUGAAGUUGCAGAAGGGGAAAAAACGAGGUUGUUGCCCAAAUGCAACCAUGGAUUCCAUGUUGAUUGUAUUGACAUGUGGUUUCAAUCCCACUCCACUUGCCCUCUCUGUAGAAACUCAGUAGCGCCAUUACCCGAAUGCUCCAGCUUCGACAGUAAUGAUUUGCAAGAUAAUAUUCAUUCUCCAGAGGAAAUUUUGGCUUCUGGGUAUUCGACAGAAUCUCCAAAUUUUCCCACAAAUGUGUUGUUUUGGGGGGACCAGACUCAAGUAAGCACUGGCGGCGGAGGCGGCGGCUUGGAAGAAGGAACUUCCACUCAAGCACCUUCUUCUUCUUCUUCUUCCUCUUCUUCUUCUACUAGGCAAGAUGAGAUGCUAGUUAUUGAUAUUCCUGUGCAAAUGAGUGACAAUUUUCCUGAGGAAGAAUCCAAGUCGCCAAUGCCUACACAACGGUUAAGGUCGUUGAAGAGGCUUUUGAGCAGGGAAAAAAGGGUGGCUCCUGGUAGUUCUAGUUCAGUUGAUGUCUAAUCAACGAGGAGAUGAUGUGUAUUUUGUAUGUAAGUCUUGAAAAGAGAGAAAGAAAUUGCCAAUGGAUGACUGAAGAUAUUGCUUUAUCUCGUCAACAUUGGCUUGGUUCGGUUAGAAGUUACAAGUUAAUGAAAUUGAGUCCUGUUCAAUAUAAUCCUUUAGAAUUGGUUCUCUUUGUGGAGUUAAAUAGAACCUCUCUGCUUGAUUUGCUCCUAAUUUUUUUUGUUUUUGAACUCUGAGAGGUCUGAGAUGACCAAGUCUGUUUUACAAGAUUUGCUGGUAAAACUAUGGUUUGGAAGAAGAGGUUUUGGAACAGACGUUUGAAAACUGAAAAUGAAAAUAUUGUGUGAGAAGAGAAUAGGGAUCUAGGCUAGGCAGGCUUCUCUGUUUGAAGAAGGUGGAACAAUCCAUCUUAUUUAACAGAAGAUGUAUUUCCAUUACAUUCUUGUUUCACUAUUGAUUCAUCUGUUGUAGAGUUUUUAAUCCAUUUAAUUCCCCAUUGAUUGCAUUUGUUUUAUA
Molecule: messenger RNA, 1895 nt
Organism: Hevea brasiliensis (rubber tree)
Lineage: Eukaryota; Viridiplantae; Streptophyta; Magnoliopsida; Malpighiales; Euphorbiaceae
Product: RING-H2 finger protein ATL3
Exons: 1
Coding region: 546-1376 (276 amino acids)
Source: RefSeq, a predicted model, not a curated record